Molecule: messenger RNA, 4057 nt
Organism: Astyanax mexicanus (Mexican tetra)
Lineage: Eukaryota; Metazoa; Chordata; Actinopteri; Characiformes; Acestrorhamphidae
Gene: ahrrb
Product: aryl-hydrocarbon receptor repressor b
Exons: 8
Coding region: 9-1889 (626 amino acids)
Biological process (GO): regulation of transcription by RNA polymerase II
Cellular component (GO): nucleus; aryl hydrocarbon receptor complex
Molecular function (GO): transcription cis-regulatory region binding; nuclear receptor activity; protein dimerization activity
Source: RefSeq, a predicted model, not a curated record
CUGUGAUCAUGAUUCCUCCGGGGGAGUGUCUGUACGCUGGAAGGAAGAGGAGGAAACCCAUUCAGAAACAGAAACCAGCAGCAUCAAACCAGAAGACUAACCCGUCCAAACGUCACCGAGACAGACUGAACGCAGAACUGGACCGGCUGGCCAGUCUGCUGCCCUUUCCUCCGGACGUUAUCUCCAAACUGGACAAGCUGUCUGUGCUGCGUCUCAGCGUGAGCUACCUGCGCACCAAGAGCUUCUUUCAAGAUAUCCAGGAGAAGCCAUACAGAAAGCCGAGCACCGAGGCCUCCAGCCCUGAGCCCAGGAAAUGCAACCUUGGGAGCGGCGUUUUGGAAAGCAGUCUUCUGCUGGAGUCUUUAACAGGGUUCCCGUUGGUGGUGAGUUCAGAUGGAGUUAUAUUCUACGCCUCCUCUACCAUCGUAGACUACCUGGGCUUCCAUCAGACAGAUGUGAUGAACCAGAAUGUCUUUGAUUACAUCCAUGUGGACGAGAGGCAGGAGUUCAGAAGACAGCUCCACUGGGCCAUGAACCCCACCCAGCAGGACCACCACGCCUCAGCAUCAGCAACUGGUGAGGAUUUCACUGUGGGUAGUCUGUUCAGUGCUCAGGAGCCGGAUGGCAUUCCUCCAGAGCUCGCUCCGUUCCUCACUCGCUGCUUCAUCGCUCGAGUUCGCUGCCUGCUGGAUAGCACAUCCGGCUUCCUGAGCAUGCAGUUCCAGGGCAGUCUGAAGUUCCUGCAUGGUCAGAAGAGGAAGAGCGAGUCGGGCAAUCUGCUGCCCCCUCAGCUGGCUCUGUUCUGCGUGGCUGUACCACUCGUUGUGCCAUCUAUCACCGAGCUCAAGAUGAAGAACAUGAUGAUAAAGAGCAAGCAGAAAGGCUCCAGCAGCAGCGAGAAGAAGUACCGUAUGUCUCGUAGCUCCACUGACCCUGGGGACAUGCUGUUGCUCAACUGGACCACCACGUCCUCCAGAGACCCCUGCCACAGCAGUCCAUGGGCUGCCCUUGCCAAAGAAGGCGUCCCCUACAGGACCGAAAGCUACUACAGCCAGGACGAGCCCCUCGACUUCUGCCUGUCUUCCGUGGGGGUCCCCAGAGUACAUGCUACAGAAAGUCCAUGGGAUACUCGAAUAGGUCCUACUGGUUAUUUUUCUAGCAAGUUAAGCAAACACGCACAAUCUGGCAAAUUCCGCACUUCUCCAGGCCUCACACCAAUGGGAUCACAGGCCAAACCUUACGGACACAGCGAAAGGGACGGGUACUGUGGCAAUGGCAAGACUGAGGGCAGGUACAUGGCACAUAAUGACUGUUACGGUGGUCUCCUGCUGCCAGAGACCGCCAUUAAAACAGAGCAGGACUCAGAUUCAGAGAACGGCUGCAGUAGGUACACCACCAUGCCCCACAACGGGGUUUGGCGCUAUGGCAUGACCUUCAACGAUAGCCAUCUGGUAAAAAACGAAGGAAACUACUACAACCACUGUAGCCCAUGCAACCAAAGCGGUGGCAAAUUGGCUGGUAUCAGCCCAACGCUUAACGGCCACCAACGGUAUCUCUAUGCAGGUCCCAGCAAGCCUUUAAAAUGUGCCCUCAACAAAGAUGGCGCCCAUUCUGACCCUCUAGGCAACCAAGCACACUGCCUCGAUGGACACGCCUACCUAAAUGGAUCUACUGAGCCCAAAGUCUUCGCCCAGCCAGACUACAAGCUGAGCUAUGAGUUCAGGAGCCACAGUCUUCUCCACUCCAUCAAACGGGAGCCCAUGGACUCUCCACCCUGGCCUGAAAGCAGCCACGAUCCCAGCCAGGCACAUGCAGACAGAAAUGUGGCGAACUGUACACAAAUGAACGCAAUCACGCACAAAGCCAAUCCCUAUUUGUUUAUGCAAUGAUGUCUGAACUGAUCUGUGGUACUUUACGGUCAGAUAUGUCUUAUGUCUUUGUAGUUAGUGAUGGAUUAAAGGAAUACUCCACUGUUUUUUAACCUAAUCUCUAUGUAAAGAGUCUAAAUCGCACUAAUGACUUGGUGUCUUGGUGGUCAUUUUGUCAGUGCAUCACUUUGGAACAGGGACUUGCUGGGUUUUUCUGGUUUGCAAUUUGUAUUGGCCUGAUUUGGACAAUUUCAUUUCAUCAGGCUCAAACUUAAGAUUUUUUACUUAUGAAAUUUAUUUGAGGCAAUUUUUGAUAUAAUGAUUUUAACAAGUGAUUUUGAUAUAAUGAUUUUAACAUAUGGUUUGUCAGGCUGCUUUUAAACUAACAAUAUCGUGUCCUCCUUGGGUUCAUUUUCGGGACAAUUUUCACUCUCAAUAUCAGGCUCAGAUUAGGCUGUAUUUUACUUCCAUCUAUGUACAUUUUUAUAGGAGCAUAGAACCAGAUUGGGCCAAUUUUCUAUUUGAGUUGUAAAUUGGGAGUUGGGACACAAUUUUCUUAAUUUUAUUGUAGAACAUUAUGCUCAUGUCAGACUCAGAUUGGGCCAAUUGCUGCUUUUGUCAUCAAAUUCAGAUUGGAUCAAUUUGCACCUAAUACAAUAGAUUCACAUCAGACCAGUUUUGCCUUAGAGGUUGACCUUGAUUUUUUACUUAAAACAUCAGGCGUAGAUAUGGUCAGCUGCCAGCCUGCUACUUGCAACAUCAGACUAUGUAACAUCCAUCAGACACUUACUGUAUUAUUACCGCACUAAAAAGCACACCAUAUUGGGGGGCACACUAUUAAUAAAUGUCUAUUUUCUGGUCUAUUUCCAAAAACAAGGAGCACCGGAUUAUAAAGCUUACCGGGGUUAGCAGCAGGCUACAGGCCGAUAAUACUCACCUCUGAACGGCAAAAGAGCUAGCGCAGUUUGCUGCUAAUGCUAAUACUGCUGAAGAAAUAAACUGAAACUCCUGUAUAUUGCUGCAUUUCAGCAGAGUGGCUUUACUGCUCCUUACAGCCUGACUGGUAAAAUUCAUACAUAAGGCGCACCGGAUUAUAAGACACACUGACGAUUUUAAAGAAUUGUAAGUGUGCCUUAUAGUGCAAAAAAUACGGUACAAUAAACUUCUUUUCUGUCCUUUCUGUCUCAUUCUCUAGAAAAUAGAAAAUGAGAAAUUACAGUUCAGGGGAACUUUGGUCAAGUCAAGAUGAGACUAUUAAGACCUCAGAAAAAAGAGAGAUCAGAAAAGAGAAAGUCUGUUUUGAGUCUCUUUUUUACAUAGUAGCAGGAAUCACAAUGUAAUAGUUGUCUAUUCAGUUGAAUCUGUGCUACAGACGCAGCAGAGAGAGAUUAGGUUAAAAAAAUGCUGAAGUAUUCCUUUUGAAGCUCAGGUUUACCCCUCCCUUUGCAGAUGCAGGUCUCAUAGUAGCACUGGUUUUGAGGGGAAGUUCUAUAUUUUAGCACUUUUACAAUGAUGUGGAAAUUUAUUUUAAAUAUAUGUAUAUUCAAUGUUUUUUUUUAUUUGUAUGUAAUGCAAAUAACUCUUAAAUGCCACAAAAAUUACAUAAAUGUACUGUUUUCUUUAAAUAAAGAUUACAUGUUGGUCUUCAUCCCAACUGGCUUUAAUACAGGUGAUAUGUAUCAUGUUUUAUGAUUUUUAAUCAUGCACAAUGUAUAAAUAAAGGGAAUUUAAUGGGGCGGGGGCUGUUUUGUGUUUUAGAAUAUAUGUUGAUUAUUUGUUAUAAUAAGUUGUUAAUUAUGCACUGUGUUUUGGAAUGAAUAGCUUGCAGAGGUUUAAGUUGCUGUCUGAAACAUAUGCUGUGUGUUUACACUUGUCAGAUUAACAAUAAAAAAAUAUAUAUAUCAACAUAAAACAUAAACCGUUAUAAUUUUGCAGCUAUAUCCUUUUCAUAACAAAUAUUGCUGAGUUUACAGGCACAUUUAUCUGUGGUCUAUCUGUGUUGUUUACCUGUUUACAGACUGUUAAUUCCCUUCUGUCAGUUCUGUCAUUUUUGUAGUCUAAAUGAAUAGUGAAUAUUAUAAGUAAUGGAUUCUAUGGUAUGUAUUUUCUUUAAUGAUUUCAACAAACUCAUUUUGCAGUAUAUUUUGAAUAUGGUUCACAACCUCUUUUAUACACGAUUUAGCUGCUGA